AAAGGGAAAAACUCCCUCACAAGAUUCACCUCGAAGUUGCAGUUGCAGUUGCAGUUGCAGUGCUGCAUUUCCGCCAUCUUCUCUCCUAAGCUACCAAAUCACUAUUUAUAUCCACCAAGAACCAAUAAUUCCUUUACUUAUCUGCAAUUUCAUUUUUCUAUAAACCCAACCCCUACCUACUCUCUUUCCCUUUCCAAAUAAUUUAUCCUCUCAAUCUUUAUCUGCAGUGUAUAGCAUUGUAGUCUCACGUUGCCAUUUCAUCUGCGGUUAAGCUCUAACCAUGAGGAGUGUUGUAUCUUUCAUUGCCACUCUCGCCCUUCUUCAUUAUUCUACCUGCAGUUUUGCGCUUCCCGUUCUUCACCCCCAAGAUUUCUUGGCGUUACAGGUCAUUCGGAAAAGCAUGCAUGAUUUGCCCGGCUCUCACUUUUUCGCUUCCUGGGAUUUCACUUCCCACCCCUGUAAUUUCCCCGGUGUUCUCUGCGAUGCUGAUAGGGUUAUCUCCUUGAAUCUCGGGGAUUCCACUGCCGGGUCGCCGGGUUUAACCGGACGGAUUGACCCGGCUAUUGGUAAGCUUUCUGCUCUCGCCGAGUUUACUGUGGUUCCCGGGAGGAUAAUCGGUACAUUGCCGGAAAAUCUGUCGCAGUUGAAAAAUCUUAGGUUCCUAGGCAUCAGCCGGAACUUUUUGUCGGGGAGGAUUCCGGCGGCGAUUGGUCAGCUUAAGAGACUACAAACGCUUGAUCUUAGUUUCAAUCAGUUCACCGGAAGUAUUGCUCGGGAAAUCGGAGCCUUGCCGGAGUUGUCCAACGUCAUUCUCUGUAACAACCGUCUCUCCGGUUCAGUCCCUCCGUUCGUCUCCCAAACCCUAACCCGCCUCGAACUCAGACAUAACAACCUUUCCGGUUCACUCCCGCCGAAUGCUUUCCCUUCCUCGCUUCAGUACCUUUCUUUGCCGUGGAAUCGGCUCACAGGCCCCGUAGACCGGAUCCUAACCCGGCUAAACCGGUUAAACUAUCUCGAUCUAAGCUCGAACCAGUUCACCGGCUGCAUUCCGGGAAUCAUAUUCAGUUCCCCGAUCACAAAUCUGCAACUUCAGAGAAACAAAUUCUCCGGUCCGAUUUCGCCGGUUAAUCAGGUGACAAUCCAGACCGUUGAUCUCAGUUUCAACCGUUUUUCCGGUGAAAUAUCUCCAUUUUUCUCGACCGUACAGAGCUUAUACCUUAACAACAACCGCUUCUGGGGUCAAGUCCCCGGCGGCUUAGUGAAGCGGUUACUAUCGGCGAAUAUACAGAUUCUGUAUUUACAGCACAACUACCUGACCGGAAUGGAGAUCAAUCCGACGGCAGAGAUUCCGAUAAGGUCAUCGUUGUGCGUGCAGUAUAACUGUAUGGUUCCGCCGGUUCAGACCCCGUGUCCGUUGAAAGCUGGGAAGCAGAAGAGCAGGCCUACUGAGCAAUGUGUUGAGUGGAAGGGUAGAAAGGGGAAUUGACGGCUGCAAGAUGGAAAAUAAAUUUACAGGAUUUUGUGUACCCAACGAGGAACUUGGUUCUCCAUCCAUUGAAGUCAAGGAAUCAAAAGAAUUUCAAAGGAAUGGGAGUGAGGAUGGUGGAAAUUUUAUUCCUCAUCUAGAACAGGGUUACAUUGGUCAAUUAGAUUUCAUAUGUUGAUGAUUUCUAUUCUUUUUUUGUUUUAAAAAGAAAAAUAUUCACAUUAUAUAUUAUGCAAGUAAUUCGUCUCGCUCAAA
Messenger RNA from Ipomoea nil (Japanese morning glory), 1741 nucleotides. Its product is annotated as LRR receptor-like serine/threonine-protein kinase GSO2. The transcript is spliced from 2 exons. Lineage: Eukaryota; Viridiplantae; Streptophyta; Magnoliopsida; Solanales; Convolvulaceae. The coding region runs from base 281 to 1486 and encodes 401 amino acids. Gene Ontology annotation, molecular function: protein binding. The record is from RefSeq and is a predicted model, not a curated record.